Messenger RNA from Penicillium argentinense, 1605 nucleotides. RefSeq lists its product as uncharacterized. NCBI's taxonomy places the organism in Eukaryota, Fungi, Ascomycota, Eurotiomycetes, Eurotiales, Aspergillaceae. The coding region runs from base 1 to 1605 and encodes 534 amino acids. The transcript is spliced from 4 exons. The record is from RefSeq and is a predicted model, not a curated record.
AUGAAUAAUUCGCAAGGCCCACUCGGCACCAUCGCUCAAGGUGUCGUUGCCGGGAUUGGCUUUGUAUCCGAAGUGCGAGGCUACAAAAAGGCGAGAAAAACAGCCAAAAUGAAGCGCGAGAGUGAGGCGCAUGAACAGAGCCAGUAUGAACAGCAAAAACGCAGCUCAUCUUCCACUUCUCGAUCUCUGUCUUCAGGCGAGGCACCUCUCCCAACGGAGACGAAAGCGGAUCCCGAUGCAAAGGACCCUCCCGCGUAUAAGGAAAUUGAGCGCUCGUGGGAGCUGAACGAAGCACAGGAUGUGGUGAUCGAGACCAAAAAGCCCCGCAAGAGCAAAGGAGGAGUCGCCAACCCCGACAAAGUCAUUGCUGCUUUCCUGCAACGCCGGCCGCCACCCUCCACCCCGCUAUCGUUAUCACCGCAUGAGACACACCCGGCACCCAAGCUUACCUAUCCUGUCGCCAUCCCGCAGCGACGGCCCAAGGACAAGAAACGAGGGUUCAUUAGAGCAUACGCACUAGACCUACAGAAUGUCGGCCUCGAUCAGGAGACCUGGUUCGAUUUCAUCGAGACGUUCAAUGAAGCGAGUCUCGCCAAUCCAUGGAUCAAUGCUCUCAACCUGGCAUCCCUUGCGGCUUCUCCACUACCAUCUGCAAUCUCCACUGCGGUUUCGAUAGCUAUCAUGGUCGCUACUACGAUUGCAAUUGAGAUACAGGGUCGGCAUCGAUAUGCCCCGGACAGACAAAACAAGGCGCUUGAUAAGCUAAACGAAGAAUUUUUCCGUCCUCGCGGCCUCUUCUGCCUUGUCAUGGCAUGGGACAGCUCAUCAUUCGGUCCUCGAACGAACAUCGACAUCAACACUACGAUUCAAAACUCGAUUGAUAGCCAGGGGAAGAUGUCUCACAAGUUCCAGUCUUCUAACGGAGUCAAUAAUGGAAUGGUAUCAAUAAAGACAGCCCAGCUCGUCUUCCCAGGUCUUGAUUUUCUCGCUACCGUGUCAAAGGACGAGCAGAAAGGCUUUAAGAAGAAGAUGGAGCGCGGAAAACUUUUUGUUGACGAUUAUAUGGACCGAAGGGCACAAGCAAAGUUUUUUGCCGAGAACCCAAGCAGUCAUCUCAAUCAAGCCGGAAAGCCAACGUUCAGUUCCAAAUACGCCGAUCCAACGCACCAAAUAGGAGAAUUCCAGGCCCAGAUUCGCGGCUUUGCAUCGAGAGGUGAUAUGGGGAGAGGGACAGGACGUGCCGGUGGGCUUGGGGGUGGACCGCUUGGGCUGAUUGGCCUAGCUGCGCAGGCAUUGAGUGAUCGAGACCAACAGCGAACGCCAUUCAGCAACGGCAACAACCCCCCUACUCCUUAUUAUUAUAGAUCGGAUUUUCACGAGGAGAGCGACAAGCAUAGACAGUACCCACAACAUGGGUCUAUCCCAGGUAACUCACAGCAGUACCCCCAGCAAAGGGGCGAUGGUGGACUUCUGAACCUGGGCAAGCUUUUCAACUCGAAAGUAUUGUAUUUGAUGGUUGUCAAUAUGCCGACAGAAAAGGAAAUGGCCCAAGCAAAGGAGCUGACAAGUGGUUGGAACGUUCAAAGUCAGCAGUGUCAGUUCUAG